UGUUGGCGAUGGCAUAUCUACGACGGAAAAGACACAGCCUGCCGCCAGGUCCUCCACAGCUACCAAUAUUGGGGAAUUACUUUGCAUUUUCGAAAGAUUCACGACUGUUUACGGUUUUUGCAGAAAUGGAAAAGAAAUAUGGAGACAUAUUCACAGUAAAUUUUGGUUUUGGACAUAACUCCAUUGUGGUGAGUUCAGUUGAUUUGGUGAAUGAGUUAUUGGUGGAAAAGUCAGAGGAAUUCGCCGGCAGGGACACAUCUCUUUGGUCGCUUUAUCUAAUGUCCGGUGGAUACAAGGAUGUUGCAUUUGCUGAUUAUGGCCCUGUAUGGACAGUGCAGAAAAAGAUGGCAGUGAAAGUCCUCAGGUCAUACGUCUUUAGCGGCAAAUUAGAUUGUUUGGCAAAGUCGGCAUUCGAGGAGGUUGCCCCUUUGUUGGCAAAGCAGUCUGAACCCGUAGAUGUCGAUUUCUACAUCAGUUUACUCAUUUACAAUAUCAUCUGUAGGUUUGCUUUUGGCAAGAGUUAUGAAAUCGACGAUCCAGAAUUCGUGUGGCUAAGAAAAAGUUCUCAGAAAAUAUGA
This is a messenger RNA of Lingula anatina, 578 nucleotides long. Its product is annotated as cytochrome P450 1A1-like. Gene Ontology annotation, molecular function: heme binding; iron ion binding; steroid 17-alpha-monooxygenase activity. The record is from RefSeq and is a predicted model, not a curated record. Gene Ontology annotation, biological process: hormone biosynthetic process; progesterone metabolic process. Lineage: Eukaryota; Metazoa; Brachiopoda; Lingulata; Lingulida; Lingulidae.